Messenger RNA from Sycon ciliatum, 2235 nucleotides. RefSeq names its product dual specificity protein kinase CLK2-like. Gene Ontology annotation, molecular function: protein serine/threonine kinase activity; ATP binding. The record is from RefSeq and is a predicted model, not a curated record. Gene Ontology annotation, cellular component: nucleus. Gene Ontology annotation, biological process: protein phosphorylation; regulation of RNA splicing. The transcript has 11 exons. Bases 74 to 1642 code for a protein of 522 amino acids. NCBI's taxonomy places the organism in Eukaryota, Metazoa, Porifera, Calcarea, Leucosolenida, Sycettidae.
UACAGCAGUGCAUGCAUGCUAUUCUCAGUACUGUAUCUGCAUUGUUUGCCAGAACUGCUCGUUGUUGUCUUCGAUGAAUAUAGUCGCCAUGCCUGGGCACAGUCGAAGGGGAAGCUGCUACUCGGACACCAAUAGUAGCAGAGGACGUAGCCCUGAUCGUCGUGGUCCGCAUGUCCAUCGACAUCAUAAGGAGACAAUUCCAAAUCGACGACGUGGUCAUACGAGAAGUCGAUCUCGAAGUCGCCAGCGCUCUCCGCUGACCCGCAGAGAGCGCGGUGGCCGACGGAUAUCUUGGAGUCACAGUCGCUCACAUCGUAGACACGCACCACGCCACGUUCACCAUCGUGACAGGAGCUCCCGCAGCAGAGACAGGCGGCGGCGGCCUGAACGACGUCGUCAUCGUUCUUCCACUGCAUCUCGCUCUCCUGCAAGACGAGAUCGCAAUGGUCACCAUGGUCCGGAGAAACACCGGCACCAGAGAAGCCCAGAGUCAUCCGGUCACUCAUCGGCAUGCGCGUCAGGAUCGGGCACAAGUGGCCGAAGUAACAGCGACGACAGGUCCAGAUCUCCCACCCCGCUCCGGCAAGAAGUCGCUGCACCGGGACGCUCUCCCAUGCAGGACUCUGACGGACAUCUCAUUUACAAAUCGGGCGAUUGCGUUGGACGAUAUGAGAUUGGCUCUACUCUCGGCGAGGGGACGUUUGGCAAAGUUGUGUCUUGCAUCGACCAUGACGGGCAACGACAGGUGGCUGUCAAGGUGAUCAAGAGGGUGGACCGCUAUCGGGCUGCAGCGAAAAUAGAAGUCGAAAUCCUAAAAGACAUUUCGGAACGGGACCGGGAUGGGAAAGCGAACUGCAUUCACUUACUGGAUUCGUUUGAAUUUCAUGGACACGUUUGCUUAGCGUUUGAACGGCUCGGUGAUAGUCUCUAUGAUGUUCUGGAUAAGAACAGGCACUAUGGCUACCCUAUGCAACAGAUUCGACACAUAUCGUACCAAGUCGCUGCUGGUCUAAAGUUCCUGCAUCGAAUAGGUCUCACACACACGGACUUGAAACCUGAAAACAUACUCUUCAUCAACUCGGAUGCCGACCAGCAGUACAACUUACAUGUGAAAAAGACGAUAAAUAUAGUCCGUGAUGCGCGGAUCAAACUCAUCGACUUUGGUUCAGCCACGUACGAUGAGGAUCACCACGGGCACAUUGUCGCGACUCGCCACUAUCGUCCAAUUGAAAUUAUUCUUGAGCUGGGCUGGUCUCACUCAUUGGAUCUGUGGAGUCUUGGUUGUAUCAUGUACGAGUUGUACACGGGCCAGACACUGUUCCAGACGCACAGCAAUCGAGAACACAUGGCCAUGAUGGAAGAGUACAUUGACCGAAUACCCACUCCAAUGGUUAAGAAAAGCCCUGCCCGUCAUAGAUAUUUUCAUUCCGACUACACUUUGGACUGGGAUCGGCGUGGCCGUGCUCACCGCUUCAUUCGAGAACAUAGCCGAUCUCUGAAGUCAUUCAAGUGUUCCGAUGACAGUGACCCGGAUGUUGAGGACCUAUUCGACCUCAUAAUCAAGCUUCUGGUGUACGAGCCGAAGCAGCGCUACACUGCAUCGCAAUCCCUGCGUCACCGCUUCUUCGACAUGUACAAGUAGACAUGUGCAGCCUCCUGCCUGGCCUGCUCCAUUGAGCAGCCAGUCACGUGACACUGAAACAUCCCUUGACUUCAGCUUGCAUGAUUAUUUCUUUUAAAAAACUUGCAUGCCCUUGAAACUUCAUCAGAAAUCCUUUGGACACGAAAACACUGUCGGCCAUAAUCUAUGCAACUGCAUCACGGAACCACAUCUCAUAAAAUUAUCACACUGCUGAUGUUACCCAUGCUCCUGCUCCACUGCUGCAUAGUUAGAAUGCUGAAUGUAGCUGGUCUAGAUUAUUAAUUAUCAGAGAUUUUAUAACCGUAAAGUGUAGUCAUUCCUACGGAAUCUAGCCGGGUGUGUCGUAUCGUCUUGGCUUUUGUAUUUCGACUUUUUUCUUCGCUCGUUUUGUUGAGCAUCCUGUGUACGUCGUACCAGGUGUCAUCAGCCAAUGUUCUCCCCGUGUAUGCCAUGGCCAUCACACAGUCUGUAGAUUGGCCAAUUUUCAUGGUUGACUUUAUCUUACACUCUCUUUAUCGGUCUACAGUAUUUAAGAUACAGUAGUACCAAUGUUUCUAUGCAACAACACCAUGUGGGCCAUGCCACACAAAGAA